Molecule: messenger RNA, 2331 nt
Organism: Tinamus guttatus (white-throated tinamou)
Lineage: Eukaryota; Metazoa; Chordata; Aves; Tinamiformes; Tinamidae
Source: RefSeq, a predicted model, not a curated record
UAAAAAAUGGCAUUUCGGAAGGCAGUAAAAGGAACUGUUCUCAUUGGAGGAGGUGCCAUAGCAACAGUUUUUGGCCUCUCUCAAUUUUCUCAGUAUAGAAACAAACACCGAGGCACCCUUUAUGUUGAAGCUGCAGAGCCUGUGCCGGUCCCAAUGAAGAACCAUUUUCCCACAAGAGAAGAACAACUUCUGACACUGCAGUCGACAAGUGAGUUUGAUGUCCUUGUCAUAGGUGGAGGAGCAACAGGAUGCGGUUGUGCUCUAGAUGCAGCCACUAGAGGACUAAAAACAGCCCUUCUAGAAAGAGAUGAUUUCUCCUCGGGGACCAGCAGCAGGAGUACUAAAUUGAUCCAUGGUGGAGUGAGGUAUCUACAGAAGGCCAUCAUGAAGCUGGAUUUUGAGCAGUACAAGAUGGUGAAGGAAGCGCUUCGGGAGCGUGCAAAUUUACUUGAAAUAGCUCCUCAUUUAUCGGCUCCUCUGCCUAUUAUGCUGCCUGUUUACAAAUGGUGGCAGUUGCCCUACUACUGGGUAGGAAUAAAACUCUAUGACCUUGUGGCUGGAAGUCAGUGUCUGAAAAACAGUUACGUCCUUAACAAGUCCAGAGCCCUGGAGUUCUUCCCCAUGCUGCGCAAGGAGAAGCUUGUGGGUGCUAUUGUCUACUACGACGGACAGCACAACGACGCACGAAUGAACCUCGCCAUCGCCCUCACUGCUGCCAGGGACAGCGCUGCCACAGCCAAUUACACUGAAGUGCUGCGCUUGCUCAAGAGCACGGACCCGCAGAGCGGCCGGGCGCGCGUGUGCGGCGCGCGCUGCAGGGACGUCCUCACAGGGCAGGAAUUUGAUGUCAAAGCCAAAUGUGUUAUCAAUGCUACAGGACCUUUCACAGACUCUGUGCGCAAAAUGGAUGAUCAGGAAGUACCAAACAUCUGUCAGCCAAGUGCAGGCGUGCACAUUGUCAUGCCUGGUUAUUACAGCCCUGAUAACAUGGGGCUGCUCGACCCAGCCACCAGCGACGGCAGAGUGAUCUUCUUCCUGCCCUGGGAGAAGAUGACAAUAGCAGGGACCACGGACAGCCCCACGGACGUCACUUCCCAUCCGAUACCGACGGAAGAGGACGUGAACUUCAUUCUGAGCGAAGUGCGCAACUACCUGAACUGCGACGUGGAAGUGAGAAGAGGAGACGUGCUGGCAGCAUGGAGUGGCAUCCGUCCUCUGGUCACGGACCCCAACUCCAAAGACACUCAGUCAAUAUGCCGCAACCACAUUGUCACCGUCAGUGACAGUGGCCUUAUCACAAUAGCAGGUGGGAAGUGGACAACGUACCGCGCCAUGGCGCAGGAGACCAUUGACACUGCGAUCCAGACUCACGGGCUCAAGGCCGGUUCCAGCAGGACGGUUGGGCUGCAGCUGGAGGGGGCUCAGGACUGGAGUCCCACUCUCUACAUUAGGUUGGUCCAGGAUUACGGGCUUGAAAGCGAGGUGGCUCAGCAUCUGGCUUCUACGUAUGGUGACAAGGCUUUUGAGGUGGCAAAAAGAGCCCAAGUUACAGGAAAGAGAUGGCCUAUUGUUGGGAAGCGUCUCGUAUCUGAAUUUCCUUAUAUUGAAGCUGAGGUCGUGUACGGUGUGAAAGAGUAUGCCCGCACGGCCGUGGAUAUGAUCUCCCGCCGCACGCGCUUGGCCUUCCUGAAUGUGCAGGCUGCUGAGGAAGCUUUGCCAAGAAUUGUAGAUAUCAUGGGGAAGGAACUUAACUGGAAUGAGCAGAAAAAAAAGGAAGAACUGGAAGCUGCUAAGAAGUUUCUGUAUUAUGAAAUGGGCUACAAAGUAAAAUCUGAUCAGUUAACAGACAGAUCUGAAAUCACUCUAGUGCCUUCAGAUAUUGAAAGAUACAAGAAGCGAUUUCACAUGUUUGACAAGGAGAAGAAAGGGUUUAUUACUAUAGUGGAUGUCCAGCGUGUCUUGGAGAGCAUCAGCGUUCAGAUCGAUGAAAACACCCUUCACGACAUCCUGAACGAGGUGGACCUCAACAAGAACGGGCAGGUGGAGCUCAACGAGUUUCUGCAGGUAGGUGCUUCCUUGCGCGGCAGCUGUGGCUUUAGUGACCAGAGCAGUUUGCGGGCUGGGCCACCUUUCCCUGCUCCCAGAGCUCCUGGGGAUGGAGGAGGACGGCGGGAAGUGAAUAACUCCAAGCUGCAGCGCAGGCUGCUGCCGGCCGCGCGGCUCUUGCUGUGCCGUGUGUGGCAACGGCCCGGGCACGAGGAGCCGGCGCGCGCCCGAAGUGGGGACGGCGCCAGCGGGGCCCUUCCGAUCCCCCCGCAGCGGGAUCAGUAG